Messenger RNA from Colletotrichum godetiae, 768 nucleotides. RefSeq lists its product as uncharacterized. The transcript has a single exon. Lineage: Eukaryota; Fungi; Ascomycota; Sordariomycetes; Glomerellales; Glomerellaceae. Bases 1 to 768 code for a protein of 255 amino acids. The record is from RefSeq and is a predicted model, not a curated record.
AUGUCCAGCAACGGACACAGCUCCAACAACGGGAACAACCCCCCUCGCCGUCUCUCUCCAGGAAACAUAAAUGGCUUCUCUGUCCUAGACGCAUACUGGCACAUGAACCACAAUGCCGCUGCCAAUAACGCAGCCUUUACCGGUAAUGCCAACAACGGCGCAAAUUUCUCCGGCCCAACGUACGCCAAUGGCGGCGGCUCCACUUACGGCGGCGGCUCAGCUAACAUCCCCUUCCGUCCAGCCAACGGCGUUAAUGGAACAAAUGGAACAAACGGGACUAGACAGCAGAGCCCCUUGACUCCAAUGCGUCCUGCCCCUCGCAGUCCACCCUUUACCCACGCUGGAUUUGGUAGAGGCGCACCUGGACCUGGACCUACGAACGGUAUGAAUGGCUAUGGCAGAGGCGGUUCUUCCAACGGCGGUGGAGGAGCCUUCAUGUCUGGCGCGAAUGGUCCCCGUGCAAGCGAUGCGUACCGAAACAGCCCCGCAGCUCCGUUUGGCGUACCGGGCGGCUACGGACGGGGUGGCGGUGGUUCUUCCACCCAAAACGGUAUGACCAAUGGCCAUACCAACGGAUAUACCAAUGGCCAUACCAACGGAUAUACCAAUGGCUAUGGCAGUGAUACUUCGAAUGGCAGCCCCACGCGUAGUCCCAAUGGUCGGAGCCGUGGACGUGGGAAUGGGUAUGGUUCCAAUGGGCCUUACGGCCGCGGUGGCGGCGGUGUCGGCCGCGGUCGGGGUGGUCCUUCUGGCGGCUUUUCCUCCUAG